Molecule: messenger RNA, 3954 nt
Organism: Abrus precatorius (Indian licorice)
Lineage: Eukaryota; Viridiplantae; Streptophyta; Magnoliopsida; Fabales; Fabaceae
Product: 5'-3' exoribonuclease 3
Exons: 23
Coding region: 364-3588 (1074 amino acids)
Biological process (GO): nuclear-transcribed mRNA catabolic process
Cellular component (GO): nucleus
Molecular function (GO): RNA binding; 5'-3' RNA exonuclease activity; zinc ion binding
Source: RefSeq, a predicted model, not a curated record
AUAUCGGCAGCAAAAUAUCUUGUCUGGCCCCGCCGAGCCUUAAACCUAGGCAACUGGGAGGGGACGACGAUAAAUUAAAACCUGACCGCUAUACUGCAGAAAGACAAAGACAAAAAAGUGCUCUUCAAUAUCUGGAAAAUCAAAAUCCCUAGGCAAAAUUUGCGAAGGGAAGUAUUGUCCCUUCAUUCCGGUAUUGUGCCCUAGCAAGCUAACACGCGGGAUACCAGUAUUAUAGCUCAAGUAAGAUAUUGGACACGCAGUAGAAUCAUUGAUUUGCCUGUAUUCGCAUAUUCUUCAUUUUGGUUAGAGAGAGAAUUGGAUAAGAGAGGUUCUGCUGAAUUGAUCUGAGUUUGGGAGUGAAAAAUGGGAGUCCCAGCGUUCUAUAGAUGGCUGGCGGAGAAAUAUCCGUUAGUGGUUGUUGACGCCAUCGAAGAGGAACCUGUCGUCAUCGACGGCGUUCAAAUCCCGGUGGAUACGAGUAAGAAGAACCCUAACAACGUCGAAUACGAUAACCUCUACCUCGACAUGAACGGCAUCAUUCACCCUUGUUUCCACCCUGAGGAUAGGCCAUCGCCGACCUCUUUCGAUGAGGUGUUUGAGUGCAUGUUUGACUACAUUGACAGGCUAUUCGUCAUGGUGCGGCCUCGGAAGUUGCUCUACAUGGCUAUUGAUGGUGUUGCACCGAGGGCUAAAAUGAACCAACAACGGUCUCGGCGGUUUAGGGCGGCCAAAGACGCUGCUGUUGCGGCUGCUGAAGAAGCAAGGUUAAGGGAGGAAUUUGAGAGAGAGGGCAGAAAGCUUCCUCCUAAAGAUGAGUCGCAGGUUUUUGAUUCAAAUGUCAUUACACCUGGGACUGAAUUUAUGGCUGUUUUGUCAAUUGCACUUCAGUACUAUAUUCAUCUUAGGUUGAACAAUGACCCUGGUUGGCAAAACAUUAAGGUUAUUCUUUCUGAUGCAAAUGUUCCUGGCGAAGGGGAGCAUAAGAUUAUGUCCUAUAUUCGCCUACAGAGAAAUCUGAAAGGUUUUGAUCCAAAUACACGGCAUUGCCUAUAUGGUUUGGAUGCUGAUUUGAUUAUGUUGGCAUUGGCUACCCAUGAAAUCCAUUUUUCAAUUCUUAGAGAGAUUGUAUUCACUCCUGGACAAGACAAAUGCUUCCUCUGUGGUCAGAUGGGUCAUGUUGCUGCAGACUGUGAAGGAAAGGCAAAAAGGAAGGCAGGAGAGUUUGAUGAAAAAGGAGGGGCAAAUGUAGCUAAAAAGCCCUACCAGUUCCUGAACAUUUGGACUCUGAGGGAAUAUCUGGAGUAUGAGAUGAGAAUACCAAAUUCUGCUUUUGAUAUUGAUUUUGAAUGCAUUUUGGAUGAUUUUAUCUUCAUGUGUUUUUUUGUGGGCAAUGAUUUCCUGCCACAUAUGCCUACGCUAGAGAUUCGUGAGGGUGCAAUUAACUUGCUUUUGGCAGUAUACAAAAAGGAAUUUAGGAAUUUGGGUGGUUAUUUAACAAAUGGAAGCCAGCCAAAUUUGAGCAGGGUGGAGCACUUUAUUCAGGCUGUUGGAUCCUAUGAGGAUAAAAUAUUCCAGAAAAGAGCUCGAUUGCAUCAGAGACAAGCAGAAAGAAUAAAGCGCGAGAAGGCACAAGCAAGAAGAGGAGAUGAUGCUGAACCUCAAGCUCAACCGGAGUCUCUAGUUCCAGUUUCACGAUUCCAUGGUUCUCGUCUUGCUUCAGCUCCUACUCCUUCACCAUUUCAACAACCUGGGAAUUAUCACUCUCACGUGUCCUCAACAAUUAGAAAAGACAAUAAAGAAGCCCUUGAGAGGCCUCAUAAAAUCUCUAAGUUAUCUUCAGGAGCAACUGUUGCUGCUGCUAUUGUUGAAGCUGAGAAUAGUCUUGAAAUAGAAGUUCAAGAUAAUAAAGAUGAAUUAAAAACAAAGCUAAAGGAGAUACUUCGUGAGAAAUCUGAUGUAUUCAACUCAAAAAAUGCUGAAGAGGACAAGAUUAAGUUGGGAGAACCUGGCUGGAAAGAGAGGUAUUAUGAGGAAAAAUUUUCUGCUAAAACUCCUGAGGAACUUGAAAUGAUACGGAAAGAUGUUGUCUUGAAAUACACUGAAGGCCUAUGUUGGGUGAUGCACUAUUAUUAUGAAGGGGUUUGUUCUUGGCAAUGGUUUUAUCCUUAUCAUUAUGCACCCUUUGCAUCUGAUCUGAAGGGCCUUGGUGAGCUAAAUAUUAGCUUUAUGCUGGGUACCCCAUUCAAACCAUUUGACCAGCUUCUAGGGGUUUUUCCUGCUGCAAGUGCUCAUGCACUUCCUGAGCCAUACAGGAAACUUAUGACAGAUCCAACCUCACCAAUCAUUGAUUUUUAUCCAAUCGACUUUGAAGUGGACAUGAAUGGCAAACGCUAUGCCUGGCAGGGUAUUGCAAAGUUGCCUUUUAUUGAUGAAGUUCGUCUUCUUGCAGAAGUUCAAAAAAUUGAAAACUUAUUAACAGCAGAGGAAACGCGGCGGAAUGCUAUAAUGUUUGACUUGCUUUUUGUGAAUUCCUGUCAUCCUCUCUCUGCGUGCAUAAGUACACUUGACAACAAGUGUAAAAACAUGCCAAACAGUGAACGGGCCAAGGUCAAGGAAAAAAUCAAUCCCAAAGAAAGGGAUACAUGCAGUGGUGGAAUGAAUGGUUACAUAUCUUUGUGUGGUGGAGAACCUUGCCCUCCUAUCUUCAGGUCUCCGGUUGCAAGCAUGGAAGAUAUCAUGGACAACCAUGUGAUAUGUGCAAUUUAUAGACUUCCAGAUGCGCAUAAACACAUUACCCAACCGCCACAUGGAGUUAAAUAUCCUAAAAAGACUGUGACAAUUGGGGAUCUAAAACCUGAACCUGUUUUAUGGCAUGAAGAUUCGGGUAGGAGACAUGCAGAAAAUGGGAGGAAAAACCCUCCAGGAUCUGUUUCGGGUCGGGAGCUUGGAGAGGCAGCACAUAGACUCGUUGUCAAUUCCUUACAGGCAAAGGUUGACCCUAAUAGAUUCCGCCAUUCACAUAAUGGACCCCCGGGAUCUUAUCCUGCACCAGUGGGUCAUCGACAACCAUUGCCUUCCUAUAACUAUGAAUCACGUCCAGGAUACGUUGCAAUGCCACCUCCUAUGUCAGCUCCAUCACUCCAAGGCCGACAACAGUUUGCACCUUACAGUGCUGUCCCUACUGCUCAGCAGUAUGGUUAUAAUCAAACAUACCCACCACAAAUGAUGUACAAUCCUAAUCAGCAAUCAAAUUUUUAUGAAAGAAAUGACUAUCAACAUCCUAGACCACAUCAUUAUGAAAGGAAUAACAAUCGUGAUGGGGGAAACGCAAGGCAUGGAUAUCAAUCAUCAGGAAAUAAUCAGAAUGCCAGGUUUAUGAAUACGCAAGGUGCAUUUGCCAGUCACCAUCACCAAGUUGGUAACCACAGCCAAAAUUUUCAACCAUCCAGCGAUUACCAGAAUUGGACUCCACGGAACAACUCGAGUGAGCACAGGGAAUAUGGUCAACAUUCGGCCAAUCAAUAUUCUGUAUUAGAUAGAAGAGGAAACAGGAAACCAAUGCCACCAUCUGGUUACAGUCGCAAAUAAAUUAAUUUACUCUAGGGAAUACUCUGUCCCUAACAAAUUAAAAAUUGUUGUACCAUAUCUUUUUCUUUCAUUUAGUUGAGGUUUGAGAUUUGUAUUAGCAAUUGCUGUUAAAUGUGUAGUUGAGACAAUAUUUUCCAAUUUUCCAUGGAAUAAAGUGUAAUAAGCAGUAACCCUUUAGAACUCACGUUGGAUAACAUUUUCUUUCUGAUAGGCUAUUCAAUUGAUUGUCAUUUGUCCCGAGGCUCGAUUGUAUACGUCUAAAACCGAUACUUUUUUCAGUCCAUGUAAUCUCCGUUUAAUUUUUACUGGUUUUGUGUUUGGAUCCAUCUGGACGUUAGAAAUUAUGCGAAAUUCUGUGUUUAGUCG